GCCAUUUUCAUGUUUCUUUAUUAUUUAAUCUUGUGUGUCCAUAUCUCAUUCUUGACAACACAUCCUCCUCCUCCUUGCUUCUGUUCAUAUUUCUGCCCUUUCCCACUUUAUUUUGGAUAUUAUAGAACUGUCUUCCAGUCUGCCCAUUGUCCCAUAAUGUUUGCCAUUUGCUCUUAACAAUGUUUUUAACUAUACUCUUAAUUUCUGCUUUGCUGUAAUUAACCUCAAUAUCUACAUUGGAAUUUCCAGCUGCUUUCUUAGCACAUUUGUCUGCCAACUCAUUUCCUGCGACUCCUAUAUGGGCUGGUACCCAUAUAAGAGUUAUCUCAGUUCCUGCUUGUAUCAGAUUAUUUGCAAUUUGUAUUAUUUCUAUUACAAUAUCCUGUCUUGAUUUUGACUGACAUGUUUUAAUGCUGAUCAAAGCUGAGCUUGAAUCUGAAGCAAUUACUGCCUUCCCUGGCCUAUUAACUUCCACCCACAGCAGAGCUAGCCACACAGCGACCAACUCCGCUGUAUAAACUGCCAAAUCAUCACUGAUUCUUUUACCAACUUCUACUUUUAAUUUUGGGAUGACAUAUGCUACCCCCAUUCUUUUAUCACUCUGUUUAGAUGCAUCAGUAUAUAUACUUACAUCCUCUCUAUACCUUUCCAUUAAAUAUCUCUGCACCCCAUACCUGUCCAUACCAUUUCCUUGCUGCGAUUAGACACUCAGAUUGAAUCACACCAUAAAGUCUGUUGAGUUUCUCUUACCAUUGGUUGAUAGAGAGUCACGUGAUUGAGAGGUGUGCAUGUUUACCUGCUCUUCUCUUGCAUCUGUGCGUGAACACACACAGACACACACACACACUGGUAGGCUAUACUCUUGACAGGAUGAACUGAUGAACAGUAGCAAGUCAACCGGACACUGUACGCGUGUGCCUUUUAUGUAGCUAUAAUAUCUUGUAGGUUAAAAUAGUUGAACUAAAAUUGUCAGUUAUACCCAAAUCCAUUUUGAAUGCUGUUAAAAAUACCGCCGAGCUCAAGUAAUGGCACUGUCACAGGUUCAGUGCCUUGAUAACAAUCACAUCAAUUUGCGCACAAACGAGUCCAAGCCGGGGUUCUUCUACAGCGAGCAGCAGAGACUCGCGCUGGAAACACUCAUAGAAGACGGACAGGACGCUUAUGAGGACUACAUCCAAACAAACAACAUCCGCUGCUUUCUAUCAGACCUUGAACUUCAGAGCAUUCUCAGCACUGUGGAGGUGUAUUGCCCGGGUUCCCCUGAUUUUGACGCUGAGCUGCUCGGCGACAGUGAUGGGGAAGAGGUUUCGCUUCAGUACUGGCCUGACCGCUCGGACCGCUCGAUCCCGCUGCUGGAUAUCGGGUGGCCGGACCGAGCGUCCUACCGCGGACUGACUCGCGUUCAAGUGUACACUCAGCCUCCUUAUGAGGGUCAGUCACAUAUUAAAGAGGUCGUUAGAAAAAUGAUCUCUCAAGCUCAAAAGGUUAUUGCAAUUGUCAUGGACUUGUUCACAGAUAUUGACAUUUUCAAAGAUCUCCUGGAUGCAAGCUACAAGCGGAAGGUUUCUGUGUACAUUAUGUUGGAGGCCACCGGAGUGAAGCACUUCCUGAGAAUGUGUGAGAAAGCAGGCAUGCACACUGGACACCUAAAGAACAUGAGAGUGCGCAGCAUCAGAGGGACAGGAUUUUUUAGUCGAUCCUCAAAGAGAGUGUGUGGAAGCCAAAGCCAGAAGUUCAUGUUUAUUGAUGGAGACAAAGCAGUCUCAGGGUCAUAUAGUUUCACGUGGUCUGCCUCAAGACUGGACAGAAAUCUCAUCACGGUCCUCACUGGCCAAGCAGUCGACACGUUUGACUCAUUGUUUCAGGACAUGUAUGUGAUGUCUAAUGGAGUGUGUCUGAGCAAGAUUAAUCUAAGCAGUGAGCCUGAACCUGAUUUCCUCCCUCAAGUAGUACCCACUCUACUUCCCUCAGCCACAAGAGCACUCAAGCUUAUUAACCCGAAAUACACUCUUGUCUCCAACUGCGCUUUCACUUCCAACGGACCUGCAUCUGACCAGACAAGUGCCAAGAACAGCACUUCCAGGAAUCAGCCAGAAGUCAUCAAACGAAUUAAAGACACACCAGCGGUGCCACCGGUUCACCCGGGACUGCUCAACCUGGAAAAGGCAAACAUGAUCAAUUAUGUGCCAACCUGGCCUGAUCCUGACCCACCGAGUGAUGUCAUUGGUUUUAUAAACAUAAGAGACUCCAACAAGCCACUGCAAGCUCACCUAAUGCGUUCAGAACUCUUCGAAGUGUCUCAAGCCAUCCGAUUCAAGGAUCCUCUUCAUGAGCCAAAGGAGUCUUUGAGGGAUUGUCCUGGACCUAUAUCCCAAACUACCUAUGAUCCUGAAACUCCAGCUCAGAAACAAACAUCAGGUGAAGCGCAGGAGUAUUUUGAUCAAAAUCAACAUCAAAGAAGCAGCCAGAGAGAGAAGCUUAUCUCACCUUUGGAGAAGCCAAAAACAGUGCAUGUGCUUGCCUGUAGUAAAGUAAAUAAAGAGCAACUAUGUGUGAUGGAAAAAGAGCUGGCCUCUAUAUCUUUACAGAGAAAAAACAUAAAUAGGGAAAAAGAAAACUUUCCCAAUACAAUUUUAUCUUUUGCUCAAGAUGAUACAGGUAGAAAGCAAGCUCUGGAUACUCCAAAACCUCUAAAAUGUCCUGCCCAGACCUCAGAGGAUCUUGAAUUGAAAUCAUCAUCAUCAGCGUUGUCCAUCAAAAAUCAUUAUGAAUCAUUUGCAAUCUCAGAAACCCCUUCUGUUAUGCAAAGCCAAGAUGAACAAGUCAUAAAUGAUGUUGCCACUCAUGACUACAGAGAUACAAAACCAGACACAAACCAAAAUGGCUGGAAUGGUACGCAGGGAUCUAACUGUGACUCCAGCAUCUCUUCGUUGUCUGAUGAAUUCUACCAGUGUUUUAGCCCUGUGGCUGACUUUAGGUCUGUAGGAGAUGUCUUUUUGCCUGAAAAUACACCAGAAUCUUUGCAUAAUUCAGUCGAAAACAGUCAACAAGAGCAGGGAGUUCCUUGUUCAAAUUCAUCCCCAGCUCAAGAGAAUGCAGAUUUGGAUAGUAAAAAUACCUUGUUUAUUCAGAAACUUUUAAAAACAUCUUGCAGUAUUAUUUUCAAUUUCUUAUUUGCAGACUUCAAAACAACAGCUGCAACUUCAAAAAACACCUCUGCUCAAAAAAGAGACAAAGGUACCAUAAUAAAUGAUAGUGAACUACCAGUCAAAGAUAGCGAACCCUGUUAUUUCUCACAUACUCCUAACGGUUGCUUCAACUUCUCUUCAACUUCGGAGGAAUACUUUGAGUGCAGUGAUACAGUGGGUUUGACGUCAGAAAUUGAUGGUAUAGAUCAUGAAGUGAAACCAAGCUCAAUGGAGACAUUAAGUUCGGAUGAACGACUACAAGUACUGAAGCCUGUACUGGAAAAUGAGAAACUAUCAGAACUAAACGGUCAGAACACAAAAGAAAACAAUGACCCCAAAAUGCAUUUUGGACAGGAUCACCUCAAAUUUCAACACAUAUUAGAGAUGACAGCUGACAGUCACCAGGCAGUUUUAAAGUCUGAAGAUAAUGCCCAAACUCAACAGGAUGAGAACGUUCACAGACAACUACAAGAGUCUGAAGUUACAUCAGAGACAGUAGUAGAGAGCAUUCUGAUUAGUAACUUAUUGCAAGAGCAUGAGAUAAGUGCAUCUCUGAAGGUUUUAAAGAUACAGUCCAAGGAUGCUUCUGUAGAAUUAGUUGAGAAAGUUGAAAAAGCACCAGUGCAAGACUUACAACUUAAGAUAAGUCUGGAUUUAGCAUCUGAGCAACCUGAAAAAGAACCACGACAGGACAUGCAACUUGAUGAAAAUCAUCCACUCAGCCGGAAAUCUGAAGAGCAUGUGAAUGAGCAUUUAAAGCUUCAGAGCGAUGAGAUCAGUCCAGCAGCGCUAAAGAGAAAAUCCAAGGAGCACAAUCCUCAAGAGAAACUGCCUAAACAGUCUGAAACCAUUGAGCUGCUGAUAUUAGAGGAUUCUGACUUCCAAAAGACAGACAACCACAUCAAGCAUCAUCCAGAAUUCCCAUUCAAAUUAGAGGAGGGUUAA
Messenger RNA from Carassius auratus (goldfish), 4133 nucleotides. RefSeq names its product protein FAM83G-like. Lineage: Eukaryota; Metazoa; Chordata; Actinopteri; Cypriniformes; Cyprinidae. Gene Ontology annotation, biological process: signal transduction. The coding region runs from base 1026 to 4133 and encodes 1035 amino acids. The record is from RefSeq and is a predicted model, not a curated record. The transcript has 6 exons. Gene Ontology annotation, molecular function: protein kinase binding.